UCACAGAGAUCACAAGACACAGACACGGACAGAGAUUCAAGAUUUAUAAGAUGGCCGACGCUGGUGGUGGUAACAAGCAUUUGUGUGGUCACUGUAGUGAAAAUAUUAAAUCUGAUGAUGGUGCUAUUAUGUGUGGUGUUUUUUGUAAUAAGUGGUAUCACUCAAAAUGUGUGAACAUUUCUUCGAGUGACCUCCGCAAAAUCGAUGAGCUGGGAGAUAACUCUAGAUGGUUUUGUACGACCUGCAGUUUUAGGUUAGGAAAGCUACGUGAGAGGAACAUUGAUUUGAGUAGUCUUUUAGACUUUAAUUACAAAUUUAGCCAAUUUUCAGAAAAACUCAGUGUAGUUGAACAGGAUAAUGUUAAAAUGCACGAAAAGUUGGAUACUAUCUUGGCUUUAUUAUUAAACAUGAAAGGUAAUGAAUUUGUUGACGGCGAAUCAAUUCCAAGCAUGACGGUUGGUUCUAAUUUGAAGAGUCGAAAAAAGUCGAUAGUGACUAUCAAUCUUGUAGACAAAACUCAAAAAAACACAGAAUCCUCUACAAACAAAAAAUCGACUUCUCGGUCUGCUAAUCAAUUUGCAAAUAAUGUGUUUUCAUCAAGUGACUGUGAGGUAACUGAGGUUAUGAUUCACAAUACACAAAAACAGCAACUAUUGGUGAUUGAUGAAAACGUUGAGGAAAAUAAUUCCUUAAUUGCCGCUAAUAAUAUGGUUGGAAAUAAUACUGCUAUUGAGAAUAUUGCUAGUACUCCGAAUGACAAUGACUGUUCUUCAGUGGUUAGGAAAAAAGGAAUGGCUGAAAUCGAUGAACGCGCAGUGGCAGCGGCUGUGCAGGAACAGCCAGCCAGGGCGUCUGUAAAGCUGCCUGGAGAGAGAGCAGGCACCUUUGUAUACGGUGACGGCCACGGCUUUUAUUAUCACUCUGAAGGAGUGCGUUAUAACAAAAGAUUUCUAAGAUGCAUCAAGAAGAAGAAUAUGAGUUGCCUGGCUAGGGCUUCGAUGAGUCUAGAGGAAGGUGCACCAAUCAUGGCGACAUACGCCAGCCCAUUCCACAAUCAUUUUCCUGAUGAAGCCAAAGGUGAGACAAUGGUAUUCAUGGCCACUUUGAAGGAGAAGGCCAGAAACGAGGAGGAGCUGAAAGUAUCCCAAAUCUUUGAUCAGGAGGCAGUCAGGAAUCCACUAGCUGCUAUAGCUGUUUCCUCGUCAAACGCAAAGAAGGCCAUGAAACGCUUGAGGGCUAUCCCUCGUACUCCUGAACAGAUAAGGGAGAAAAUGAAGCUUCCCGGUCGUAAGGGGUUGAGAACAACAAAGGGACUGAAGCAAAAUUCCCUAAUUGAUGUGGCUAUCAAUCUGCCAGUCGAAGGAUCGUCGAGCUCUUGAGACGGCAUCCCUGGCAAGCAUCCCCAGUAAUGAUGGAUUCACCAUAUACAUGUGAUUUACAUGGACAUUAUUUUUCAGUUGAUCCGUGCUUGGAUUCUAGUCGUUUUAAUUUCUGCUACAUUCGUAAAUACCAGAUGGGACAUCGCGGUUGGUGUGCAACACGCAGUGGAGCUGCUGUCGACCGAUGAAGUCGGAUCUGAUGGGCAGAAACCGAAGCGAUCUGAUCGACAAGGUGGACCGAUCGAUCGGCCUUUUCGUCGACCAACUGACCUCUCGACUCUACUGGACCGAAGAGCAGACGUCUGGCAUCCGUCACCGCACGAAAGUGACACGUCAAUGGACUCAAUCGCAAGGUUCAUGCCGAAUUGAGCUAUUUGCCAUUGUCAGUGGUUGUAGUGCAGAAGAAAAUCUGUUGGCUUGAAAGUUUCUCCAGGAAAGCUCUGUUCAGCAUCGAUAUUCUCCACAACGAAUCCAAUACCUCCAAAGUACAGCCAAAACUUUUGAGAAAUUUCAGAAGCAUUUCAUUCGGUAUCAUCACUUCUCAGCAGGACUCUAAUCUUGCAAGCAAGGAGUGCAAAACCAUCGCUGACAAAAAGAAACAGAUAGAAGAAGAACGAAAGAAUAAGCUGAAGAGUCACGUGGCCGUGCAUUUCGAGAACAAGGAGCUGCUGUCCAAGUUCGACUUCUGCCUGAACUACGGCACCCUGGUGGCCGACAAGGCCGAGUGCCUGUGCCCCGAGGGCAUCUGUGAAACUCCUUGCUUCGAACCAGACUUCCGUAAGCCGUCAGGAAAAGACAACAACAACAAGGAGGAGAAGCGCAACCUGCUGGGAGGAAUCGAACUGCCUCCCGACGAUCUCUACUGACGACGCAACAGUCUUCCGGCCUGCUUCGUGGCCCAAAGCCAAAGCGUAAUUUCCUUUUUUCAAUUUUGUGAUUGUUGUGUUUAUCUGGACAUCAAAUAAGCAUGGGAUAAUACGUCAUUUAUAACUUACAUUUUUUUACACUGUAUUUGCGUAAAAUUCUUUCUUGAAAUGUAGUGUUUCAAAAAUCGCGACUGCAGUUGAGUACCAUCAAUGAAUAUGGUUGUAUAACUUCUAGCUGAUUCAUUAGUAUCAACUAAAUUUUUUGUUAUAAUUUUUCUCACAAUAUUUUUUUUUCUGACGAUUUUGCGUUGAUAAGGUAAUAGUUCAAAAUCAGCUUAAUCCCGGUUUAUUCUGAUCUAAAAAUAGAAGUUAAUUUAAAGUGUCCCACAGUAUUUUCAGUGGGAAAUAACGUUUUAUUGUAUUAAAGAUGGAGAUUUCUCUAUCUAGGUUCUUAUCAAUAAUCCUAAUAAUCUAUUCUAUUUGCUGGUUUUAAAUAACAGAGUAAAAAUAAUUUCAAAAAUCUUGGGAUAAGAUUUGAGUCUUAGCAAUAACACUUAGUGCCUUUAUCUUGUAUACAGAACAUUCUUGAACACAUUGAUCUCACGAAACGAGAUGUACCGUACGGACUAUUCAAUCAUUUCAAAUUUCCAAGACUUUUACUUUUUCAUUCUUCAAGUUUCGUCAUGCUUACAGACAAUCCAGGUCACUGAUAAAUUGAUAUAGCCUACUGUACCUCGAUUUCAAUUAAAUCGGAAUAUUGUCAUAUUACAGUGAAAAAAAUUAUAAUCUUUCCUAUAAUUAUACUGUACUCGAAAAAGUACGUUAAAGCACAAUUUUGAUAAUUGAAAGUCAUAUUUUAUUUCAGUUUGAAUUAUUCAAUAAAAUAUCUCGUUCACGUGUAAAUUAAAUUGUGUUGUUUCUCUUCUACAUAGUAUUUUUGAUGAACACAAUAAAUAUUUUUAGACUGAA
Molecule: messenger RNA, 3214 nt
Organism: Nilaparvata lugens (brown planthopper)
Lineage: Eukaryota; Metazoa; Arthropoda; Insecta; Hemiptera; Delphacidae
Exons: 5
Coding region: 51-1379 (442 amino acids)
Source: RefSeq, a predicted model, not a curated record